This is a messenger RNA of Aspergillus piperis CBS 112811, 1245 nucleotides long. Its product is annotated as 5'-methylthioadenosine/S-adenosylhomocysteine nucleosidase family protein. The transcript is spliced from 5 exons. Gene Ontology annotation, molecular function: catalytic activity. The record is from RefSeq and is a predicted model, not a curated record. Gene Ontology annotation, biological process: nucleoside metabolic process. Lineage: Eukaryota; Fungi; Ascomycota; Eurotiomycetes; Eurotiales; Aspergillaceae. The coding region runs from base 1 to 1245 and encodes 414 amino acids.
AUGUCCUUCCCCCACCCCAACACCUCCUACACCCUCGCCUGGAUCUGCGCGCUCCCCGAAGAAUACGACGUCGCAAUCGCAAUCCUUGACGAAAUUCACGGUUUACCGCAAAAUCAACCCCUCGAAGACAAAAACGCCUAUCUACUUGGCAGAAUAGGAGCGCAUAAUGUCGUUAUGGUUUGUCUGCCUGCAGGACGGAUGGGGACAACUGCCGCCGCAAUCGUAGCGGAGAACUUGUGUCAGACUUUUAGGUCGGUGAAGUAUGGGUUUCUUGUUGGUAUUGGGGGUGGUGUUCCAGGGUCUGGGAGGGAUAUCAGGUUGGGGGAUGUGGUGGUUAGUGUUCCGGGGGGUGGGUAUGGGGGUGUUGUACAGUAUGACCUGGCAGACGAGAGUGUAUAUCAAGGGCCAUUGAACUCGCCGCCGGAAAAGUUGCUAUCUUAUGUGACACUUCUGAGUAUUCUCAUGAGGAGUCCUAGGGUUGCUGGGAACUGCUUCCGGGAACAGUUGGAGCUUCUUGGGGAGGAGUUUGAGUAUCCGGUUCGUCUUGAAGAUAGAUUAUUCUGCUCGGGGAAGAAAAGGAAAGACACGCUUCCUGUUGUGCAUCUGGGCACGAUUGCCUCGGGGAAUACCGUUGUUGGGGAUGGUGUGACGAGAGAUACAAUUAAUCACCGGUUUGGGAACUCGAUCUUGUGUUUUGAGAUGGAAGCCGCGGGAGUUAUGAAUACCUUGCCUUGUCUGGUUGUUAGAGGUAUUAGUGAUUACGCGGACUCGAGGAAGAAUGAUGAGUGGCGGCCGCGUGCUAUUGCUGCUGCUUGCAGCUAUGCAAAGGCUUUAAUUUUGCAGAUUCCACCGGAAGAGGUGCCGCAGCAGGAGAUUUAUGUGCAUGUGACAGGUCCAAUCAAAGACCUGCGUGAUGAACUGGGUCAAAUAAAGGCGGCACUUUAUGGUCUCUGGAGUCUUCAGAGAGAUAAUGCAUAUACAGAAAGUCACAACGAUCAUCGCCUGACGACUGUGUGGAGCAGAAGCGUGAGCAUCACCGCAAGCCUCACUAGCAGGCUAGCCUUCCCAUAUUAUGGAUUGAUGCAAGCGAGCCAGUACGUAAGCUACAGGAUAUCGUCCUUUGUCGACAGCAUGAAGCGGUAUAUAUGUUCCAAGCUACUUGGGUACCCUACAAGAGACGCAAAAGCCGGCCCUAGAUGGGGGUGGCAUCUCAUCGCAGAGCCGCACAUGUGGAUGUCCUCGUGA